Molecule: messenger RNA, 1040 nt
Organism: Lolium rigidum
Lineage: Eukaryota; Viridiplantae; Streptophyta; Magnoliopsida; Poales; Poaceae
Product: photosynthetic NDH subunit of lumenal location 3, chloroplastic-like
Exons: 3
Coding region: 230-589 (119 amino acids)
Biological process (GO): photosynthetic electron transport chain; photosynthesis
Cellular component (GO): extrinsic component of membrane; photosystem II oxygen evolving complex; chloroplast
Molecular function (GO): calcium ion binding
Source: RefSeq, a predicted model, not a curated record
UAGGUUGGCGGCGUCUACAGACUAGUAGGAGCAUAUAAAACUCACGCCCAGGCAGAGGCAGCCUAGGCUCGGCCGGGGUAAAGGGUAGAUCAGCAGCAUUCGUACCUAGGACGCCGCGCAAGAACAGAAACACCAUCCCCUCUCCUCCGACGAGGACUCCUCUUUUACCCACGCCGUCGAGGUAUCGUCGUCAGCAGGGGGAAGGGAACUACACAGCACAGGGGCAGGAAUGGAUGGAGGGAUGGAGCUGAAAGGGUGCGUCUGCCGGAUCAAGAACUGCGCCGGCCAACUUCUGUCGAUGGAGGAGGAUCUGGCGACUGAUCUAGACGAUGACUCAUGGGACUUGGUCUUGAGGGACAUCCGGCUGAAGGCCACCUUCUUGUAUAUUGAUCUGAGCCGUGUGAUCUCCCGAAGCGAGAACGAUGAGCGCAGGAAGGCGCUCACCCUCCUCGCCAACAAAUUCUUCUACUGCAUGGAUGAGCUAGGCGAUGCGGUGACCAGCAGAAGCAUCUCUGUCAUGAAGAUGUGCUACAACGACACCGCCGAGGCUCUCCGGGAGGUGGUCGCAGCUCUUGCUCCGCCACAGUAGCAUGCUGGGUUCAUAGUUCUCGUUCCAUAUGCCCCUGCCCUGCUGCAUUGCGCUGCACUACCAUGUGAUGUUAUGAAGCAGGGUUAACAUUGUAACAUCCUACGGAGGAAAGAAUGGAUGCGUGCUUGAAACUCUUGCAAAAGGAUGAGUAUGUCGUGACUCCCAUGUAAGGAAUCGAUGUGCCUGAAGCUCGCAUGGGCAUUUCCCAUUCUCCAUCUGAGCAGUAGCGGGAGCACCUGUGUAUAUACAUGAGGCGAGUACCUCUAUGGCUGAAGCAAAGCAAGAGAAAUACGAGCUACCCGUGUUAUGUCCCCAGAAAAAAAAAAUGCAUGUUUUCUUCUUAAUUUGUAUUAUAUGGAAUUGAGUUGUAGCAGAUAUAAUAAUUUGUUGUCGUAAGAUCUAUGGCAGUGGCAGGUAACUCCAGUUCGUACUACAGUACUAGUUCGGCCAA